This is a messenger RNA of Symbiodinium pilosum, 348 nucleotides long. NCBI's taxonomy places the organism in Eukaryota, Dinophyceae, Suessiales, Symbiodiniaceae. The record is from the annotation of a GenBank genome assembly.
AUGAGUGGAAAAGUCCAACUGACGCGAUCUACCACGGUGCUUCUACGUGGGGCGCCUUUGUGCAAUCAUGCCAACGACUCUGCCGAAAGUGUGCUGUUGGUCCUGGCGCCGAAGGCCAUGCAGUCGGAGCGGGUGCGGAUUCGGCUUGAGGAGGAAGAUGUGCAAACUGCAGGUGACCUCCAAGAGCUUGACAAGGAGGAUCUGAAGGAGCUUGGCCUCAACAUGGUUGAGAGGAGACGUGUCCUUCGGUGGGCCUCCAGCCCAUCUCCGAUCGAUUUUCUGGAGAGUCUGCAGCCUCCAGACGAACGCCGAUCUGCCGAAGGGCGGCCGCUUCAAGCUGUGGAGCAG